ACAUUCUUGAUAGCGAUGAGCGAGAAGCGCGAUAAUCUUUAUCACACUAUAAAAAGAUUGUUCGGUCGACAUUCGUUUCAGAAAGUUCGCGGGUACGAGGACGAUAUGACGUGGUUCACGAUUUUCACGACUCUUCUGGCCGUGCAGUUCACCGUCGGCAUUUCGGAUGUUGUGGUGAUCAUCCCACGAUUAGAAGAUGUUGUAACACUGCAGUUGGAAGAAGAAUAUGGAAUAGAGAACUGUGAAGUUGAAACGAGCACUGGUCAGAAAUAUCAGUAUAUACCCAUAGGCUUUGGAAGUAUAAUUGAUCGAAAAGUUUUUCCUGAUUCCUCCCGUACUUGUGACAUCCGAAUUAAAAAUGUGGCAUUGGAGGAUGCUGGUCUAUGGAAAAUAACAACGUACUUUAAUACGACUGACCGUCCACCUGUUACAAAGACAUUCAAGCUACUCGUAGCACAGGAAAUCGGAGUGGUUCCUGGACCUAUAACGGUAACCGGUGGUUACUUCGCAUAUGUGAAGCUCGAUAUGGACAAAAGAAAUGUCACACGUUGUGUUGUUAAUGUAAUGUGUGAAUCUACCAAGAGGAAACAUAUGCAAAUCGAUCUUCUAAGUGAUAACACCACGGAUUUUGAAAGAUUUGGACCGUGUGGAUUUAAAAUGCUGGCACACAUAAAUAGCACUCAUAUCUGUACACCAUCGGAACUCGUAGCAGUCGUUGAAGACAAAUUUGUUUAUACUAGUAAAGUUAAAAUCAACAUCGUCCAUAAUAUAGAGAAACCUGAAAAGAUGGAAAUAACCACGCUAGAUCGUGGAAAAAGUGGUAAAGUGAUAUUUUCUGCGAAAAGUAGAACCACGUUUUGCCAACUCGAAGGACCUAUGGGCUUGAAAUCACUCCUUUCUGAAGACUGUAUUUAUAACAUACCCGCAGUUACAAAUCGACACGAUGGUAUUUGGACUGCACGUUAUGGCAUACGAGGAAAUCCUGUUCCUAUUAUUGAACGCUUCAGAGUUGUUGUUCGUGAUGCGAGAAAAAUUGAUACUAACGUUACAGUGACAGAAAAUAACGAAAUCCAACUGUCUUGUCACGUUUAUGGCGAACAGGGAGUUCCCUAUAGUUUCUGCAAUUUUAUCAGACCAGAUGGAUACGUGCUGAAUCUGGAACCUGGUAUCGGAACGGAAAGAUACAGAGCAUUUAACGUAUCGCAAUUCGACAAAUUCGGGAGAAUAAGCAACGUAAACUGUGGUUUGGUUAUAAGUCAACCUAAGCAGUAUGAUUACGGUGGUUGGAAAUGUGGCAUAGGUUCAUAUCAAUUUUACAUCGGUUCGAUAAUUUACGUUGACCCUCGUAUAAUAAAUGCAAACGAAACAUACGUCAAAGAAAUUGAGGUUGUUACGGAGAACGUCUACGUGAAACGCAACGAUUCAUUCCAGAUUAAAUGUACUGCGGACAAAGCUUUGAGUUACUGCUGGUUUCAAAGUCCUAAUGGCACAUCGUACUCAGUUUCUAAAAACCAAAAACAAUCACCUACCACCCUCCCUUACGUAGGGUUAGGAUUGAAGCUUGGCGAAUGCGUCGUGCAAAUUGAUCACGCUACUCACGCAGAUCAUGGUGAAUGGACUUGUAAUCUUGGAGUUCUUGACGGCCCCGAAAAAAGUCAAAAGUUGUUUGUAAACGUCACAGAAAGCUACGUAAUUCCGGAACAUUCAAUAUUGGUGGCGAACUACGAAGACGACAUAACGUUAUCGUGUGGUAUACUUCCAAACCUAACGGAUAUAGAAGUUGUUUAUUGCCGUUGGAUCCAUCCCGAUGGGCACGGAAUUCACAAUAGCUUAAGUCAACGAUACAUGGUUAGCCAAACUGACACGCAAUGCAGAUUAAUGAUUCCAAGCAAAUACAGCGAAGAAAGUAUCGGCAGAUGGACCUGUGUUGCUGGGUUGUACGGUCUUAGAGACGAGGAGGCAUGGGCAACCAUAACUGUUCACUCACAGUCUACAACGACAUAUUGUAUUAUAACGAUUAUCAGCGUAAUUGCAUCUCUUCUUAUGAUUUUUUGCAUUGCGAGUUACAUUUACGUUCACAGGAAACGACGUAUGCCCACGGAAGAUUCAUCGUGUACAUAUAAUGAUAAGAGUAAUUUGGUACAGUUUUUCGGUAAAAUUUAUCCUGUAAUUGGAAAGUGCAACAAGUCGAUCAGCCAAACGAAUCUCGAGUGAAUUACCGUACGGACACAAUUUAUUGGAAGUUACCCCUCGAUAUUCCAGCCAAGAAGGAAAAUAUGCUAAGGACCGCAUAAGGAUCGCAGAGGGGUAAGAAAAAAAGAUGGUGGUUACAGAAUCGUUUCUCUUCUGUAACCACCAUCUUUUUUUCCUACCUAUCUUUUUCACCCUCUUGGUUUCACCCUAUUCUUUCAUUUGGUUCUCUGGCUGUUUCAAGUGUGUGGGAUGGAAUAAACUUGCGAAAAUAUUUAAAUACGUCGGAUGAUUAAUGUCAUCCAUUUUGUAUUUUACAUGUUUGAAGUAUUAAAGAAAUU
Messenger RNA from Megachile rotundata (alfalfa leafcutting bee), 2531 nucleotides. RefSeq lists its product as uncharacterized. The record is from RefSeq and is a predicted model, not a curated record. NCBI's taxonomy places the organism in Eukaryota, Metazoa, Arthropoda, Insecta, Hymenoptera, Megachilidae.